CCAGAGGAGACUACGGGAGGGGCUACGGAGGUCCUCGUCCCUGCUUCCUGUGUGGAGACACGAUGCACUGGGCCAGAAACUGCCCACACUAUGCCCAACACUAUCGAGGAGGUGGAAGACCACCCCGAGGGGGAGGCCGUGGCUACGGACCUCCGGCACCACUGCCACCUGCGCCACCAGGUGCCGCCAGCGCACCGCCAGGGGGAGUGACUCAAUUUCCAGCCUGGGGUGACGACUGUGACUAUCCCCAAUACGAGUGACACACCCCACAAGGGGACCCCGACAACACCCAAACGGCAGAACCGGUGUUGUCAAUGCAGGUGGAACAACUUAAUCUACCAUUCCUAGUGGACACAGGGGCUACAGUGUCCACAAUCAGACAGGCACCACAGAACUCUCUAUCGAAUAAAUCUAUCACACUAAUGGGGUUCUCUGGGGAAAGGACAACUCUGCCAUUCACCAAACCUUUACGCACAAAAUUGGGCACCCAGGUUCUACAACACCCGUUCGUGUUCUCCCCAGCUGUUCCAACUAACCUACUGGGCAGGGAUCUGCUCAUUAAACUCGGGGCGACAAUCCUGUGUUCAGCUGACGGCCUCCAAGUCCAUCUACCAGACGGAACCCGUCUGCCAUGCGGUCAACAGGUCUCGGGCCAUGGACAAUAUCUCAUACAACCGGUCAUUGAUCCCAUGGCCGACAUCUAUUGGGGCUUACUGAGACCUGAGGCCACGAGGAGGGGGGGCAUUCUCUCGGCCUACCUCGCGUGGAAACCCUGGAUAUCACAGCUUCAGCCGCUCCUGUCUCCUCCCGACCCUCCACACGUAACGUUGUUUUACGAUCGAACACAAUGUGAGUGGUAUCAGGAACAAUUUCAGGAACAAUUAGAAAGUAAAGAGUGGACAGUCCACUCCCAAAACAUAUACGUUGCUCCAGAAGGCGUAGCCGCCGGAGUUAACCUCACCACAGAACAACUAAUCUGGUAUAAAAUGGCGGACGAAGCGGCACCACACAUUUCCCUAGCGUUACAUCCAGAACAUGAGGCUAAAGAGCUCGGUAGCAUUGUAAAACGUUCUUUACAGCAGACGGACUGGGCGCAAACGUCCGUCCCUCAGGUGCAGUAUUCUGCCUCGACUAAAACGUACUGCAUCCAGAUAACAGCCACAGACACCGCCACACUUACUCAUGCGCAGAUAUCCAGACACCACGGGCGUGAGUGGACAGAUCACCCAGACACCUCAGCCAUGCUUAACACAUUGCCAGACACGUUGUGGUCUACAGAUCCCACGGACGUGGGUCUCAUUAAGUGUGAACCAGUCACGUUUGAAUUACAGUGUGAUUAUCCAAUCUGGUUACGACAAUAUCCCCACAAACAGCAGGCGGAAGACGGCAUACAAGACACUAUAGACGGGCUACUACAAAAGGGGUAUUAG
Molecule: messenger RNA, 1430 nt
Organism: Mugil cephalus (flathead mullet)
Lineage: Eukaryota; Metazoa; Chordata; Actinopteri; Mugiliformes; Mugilidae
Exons: 1
Coding region: 315-1430 (371 amino acids)
Biological process (GO): proteolysis
Molecular function (GO): aspartic-type endopeptidase activity
Source: RefSeq, a predicted model, not a curated record